CUACACAAAUGAAAGUUAAGUGUCAGAAAGUGAAGGUUCGCCUCAGCUCGCGUCGCGUCACCUCGUGAGCUCCAUAUAACGCUGCUCAGAAAUCAGACGUUCACACAGCUGCAGAGUCAGAGGAGACGAGAUGAGUGCUCAGAGUGAAAUAACCCUGGAGGGCAGACUGGGGGUGCUGCAGUGCCACUUCACCUGGGAUCUGGAGCACGACAGGAAAACACUUUUGAGUAUCAAGGACUGGCUGCAGGACAUUGGCACAGAGGAAGGAUGCAAGUGGCGUGGACACAUUUACAACCUGCAGGGGUACGUCCACUUCAAGCUGGGGUCCAUUGAAGAAGCCAGGAGUUUCUUCAGCAGAGCAGCGGGGACCUUCAGGAAGAUGAGAGGAGCAGAGGAGGGUCCCUGGCUGGUGGUGACCUACGGGAACCAGGCCUGGCUGCAUCACCUUCAGGGAGAACAAGAAGAGAGUCGGGCUUAUCUGUCAAAGAUCGACGGCCUGAUGACUGAGGAUCCAUCGCAGGACGAGCUGCACCCGGAGACCUGCGCUGAAAAGGCCUGGACUCUGAUGAAGUUCAGUGGAGAACAGAAGCUUCUGGCGGCUGAUUACUUCCAGAGAGCCAUCCGGAUGCAGCCGGAUAUGGUGGAGUGGCAGACCAACCAUGUGUUAGCGUUACUGUCCAAACAAAGCACAACAGAGGUCGAGGCAGACAUCAUGGAGAAGCUGAGAAAAGCCAGGGAACAGGAUCCAGAGAACCUGUACCUCGCUGCCAUUUACCUCCUGCAACUUGCUAAGAGAGGACAAAUAGACCAAAGUGGAGCACGUGAGUUAGCCACAAAGCUUCUGAGAAACCCUGUCAGCAGCUACAGUGGAAUCAAACCUUUGAUGUGGUUUUACAGGACCUACACCUCCUUAGACGAGGCUGUGGCUUUGGCAGAAGAAGCUCUAAAGCUACAUCCGGAAGAACGUUAUCUGAAAAGUUGUGUCGCACUCAGCUACAAGUGGAAGCUCUGGGAGAAUUACAGUGACCCAAGUCCGAGCCUGAUAGAGAAAGGCAUCCGUGCCUAUGAGGAUUUGCUUUCUCUUUAUCCUGAUUCCUCAUUUAUGAAGAGAAUAGACCUCGCAAAUUAUUACGCAAUGUCAGAGAACACCAAGACCAAAUCUGAGAAGAUCUUCCAACAGCUGCUCGUAGAGGAUCUGGAACCUGCUGAACAACAAGCCUUCUUCAACAGCUACGCAAAAUAUCUGUACUACACUCAGCGGCAGCCUAAGAUGUCAAUCCAGUAUCACAUGAAGGCGGCGGAGAUACCAAUCAAGUCCUUCUUUCAGGGGAACAGCAUCAAGCUUCUGGAGAAGAUCAGACACAGAGAGUGCAACCAAGAUGUAGACAGGUUUCUGUCCAGGCUGAAAGAAUCUCCGAAAUAAAUCCACCAAUUCAGGGGAAAGUAACUUUAGAAAGUAGAUUUAUAGAUUCAGUUGUUGUGAACACCGUUGAUCACAUUUGAAUUAAGCUUGUAUUCGUACGGAGCCAGAUCACAACACAGUGACUGACAGGGAAAAGUCGUUGAGUUUGUUUUUCAACGUGAGGAAAUGUUUGAGUUUAACGACAUGUAGCUUGAGAAUGUUCUGAUGGUGAUGAUAAUGUAUACGUAUUGAAACGUCUUCAAUCUAAUUUCUAUAUCUGUAGAAUACCUGUUCAAUUGUUUUCAGAGUGGUUGUAAUAUUGAUGUUAAUAAUAGUGAUGCAUAUAUAACAGUAGGUUUCAGGUGUGAAAGAUUCAUACAUUAUUAUUAGAGGAAGACAACAUUGAAACAUAUUCUUAAAAUCCAUAUCCAGUGGAAACUGGCUGCAGUCAUCAUGUGUUGCUGAUGUGGAGGAAAUGUUUGCUUGCUCCUUUAAGAAACAGCUUGUUUGUAAAGUUUACUGAACAGAACAGACUGUGUAUUAAAUUCACUAAUGUUUUGAGUGAGGGAAAUUUAACUCUCUAAAGUGUAUUUCUUAAAUUGAAUGUUAAUUGUUAAUUUGUAGUAUAACCUGAAUAUAUUAACAGGUUUGCAUGCAGUAUUUCAGCUGUACUAAUGCUAUUAAACACUUUGUCUUUAA
This is a messenger RNA of Pleuronectes platessa (European plaice), 2101 nucleotides long. RefSeq names its product interferon-induced protein with tetratricopeptide repeats 1. Gene Ontology annotation, biological process: defense response to virus. The record is from RefSeq and is a predicted model, not a curated record. Gene Ontology annotation, cellular component: cytosol. NCBI's taxonomy places the organism in Eukaryota, Metazoa, Chordata, Actinopteri, Pleuronectiformes, Pleuronectidae. Bases 131 to 1423 code for a protein of 430 amino acids. The transcript is spliced from 2 exons. Gene Ontology annotation, molecular function: protein binding.